This is a messenger RNA of Phyllostomus hastatus (greater spear-nosed bat), 795 nucleotides long. RefSeq names its product fibroblast growth factor binding protein 1 (gene FGFBP1). The record is from RefSeq and is a predicted model, not a curated record. Lineage: Eukaryota; Metazoa; Chordata; Mammalia; Chiroptera; Phyllostomidae. Gene Ontology annotation, molecular function: growth factor binding. Gene Ontology annotation, biological process: cell-cell signaling.
AUGCAUCAGUGUGAAGGGAGGGUCAGCCUGCAGCCCUGCACUGCUCAACGGGUGCCCGGCAUUGGCUCACCUGCCUGUUGUCACCCAGGUUCCCACCCAACUGAAGAUGUGAGGAUGCACAGCCUCACCCUGCUCUCCUUUCUCCUUCUGGCUGCUCAGGUGUUCUUGGUGGACGGCAAACAAGAAGUAAAAAAUAGACACGUUGGCAAAGCCACCACCCUGGGCAAGCCCCAGACUGAGCAGAGACGCCAGCCACCCAAGCACCUGACCAAGGGCAUGUUUGUCACCCGAGACCAGGCUGACUGCAGGUGGCUGGUGACUGAGAAGGAGAAGAGCAUCAUCUUGAAGGUUGACUGCGCCCGACAUGAUGAGAAGUUUUCCUGUUUCUUUACUGGUGACCCAACCUCGUGCCUGGAGUGGAACAAGAAGAGCUACUGGAAACACAUCGGCCGGAGCCUGCGCUCUCAAAAAGUCAUCUGUGGGGACUCCAGCAUCCUGAAGACCAGGAUGUGACGAAAGAAAUUUCCAGAAUCCAAUCUCAGGCUGCUGAACUCUACUCUAAUUAGGAAGAAAUCUAGCCAGGGGUCCAUGGAGCCGUCUCCCAGCGAGCAGAGCACAGUCAACGAGGCCUCUCCUAUGGAGCCUGACAAGCCCAAGACCUUGGGCUCCAGUGAUCCCGAGUGUCUGGAGGACGUAGGCUUGAAACUGCAGAAGACAGCCGUGGAGUACUGUGGGGAGGCCUGGGGCUCUCUCUGCAAAUUCUUCAUCAUCACGGUGCAGGGUAAUCCAUGCUAA